AUGAUGUUUACUCGCAAGUACUUGACUUCCUCGCUCGCUGCACUUAAAGUUACGGACUCGGCUCGUGCUCGCAUACUUAAAGCCGGAGGCGAGGUGAUCACAUUCGAUCAGUUGGCCCUUCGUGCCCCUAAGGGAGAGAACACUCUACUGAUCCAAGUAAGUGUCAAAGAAACAUUACUUCUUUCCGGUUUUUUUCUUUGCAUCUAGCA
Molecule: messenger RNA, 209 nt
Organism: Strongylus vulgaris
Lineage: Eukaryota; Metazoa; Nematoda; Chromadorea; Rhabditida; Strongylidae
Source: the annotation of a GenBank genome assembly